Molecule: messenger RNA, 1062 nt
Organism: Wasmannia auropunctata (little fire ant)
Lineage: Eukaryota; Metazoa; Arthropoda; Insecta; Hymenoptera; Formicidae
Exons: 3
Coding region: 1-1062 (353 amino acids)
Source: RefSeq, a predicted model, not a curated record
AUGUUGCAACGGAAAAUGCCAGUUGAGUGUCAUAUUCUCUGUUAUGCCGAUGAUACGCUGGUGGUGGCGCUGGGAAACUCUAUGGAGGAAGCUAGUGUUAGAGUAGAGCUUGGUGUGGCCUUGGUGGUAAAGGUGAUAUUGGUCAGAGGGACCCCGGUGCCUGUCGACACGAGUCUUAAGUAUCUGGGAUUAACAUUGAAUAGAACAUGGUCCUUCAGCGAGCACUUUGCGCGUGUGCUCCCGGCGGCGGAGCGGAUGUCGUUGGCAUUGGCUCGUUUGAUGCCGAAUCUGAGGGGGCCGAAUGAGUUUUCACGUAGGCUCUAUUGUGCGGUAAUUCACUCUGUUAUCUUCUACGAUGCCCCGGUUUGGGCCCCCACUUUAAGUUCGAAUCGCAGAGUGGUGAGGAAGAUUUGCGCGGUCCAGCGUAGGGUAGCUCUUCGUGUGAUCGCGGCGUAUCGUACGGUAUCGUACCAGGCGGCCUUUCUGUUGGCUAGGGUUAUCCCGGUAGAAUUCUUAGCCGAUAGAUACAGAAGAGUCUUCUUGGACACCCGGGAGAUUCAGGGUCGGGAUAUUCCUGUCACAAACAGGAUGUAUGCCCGAAUCAGAGAGGGGGCGCUUGAGGCUGCGCUGGACGCCUGGGCUGAGGCGUGUGGGAGACCCAGUCCAACGGCGGUCGAACUUAGGGGGGCUCUAAUCCCAGUGUUGGCUAGGUGGUAUGGGCGCUCCCAUGGACAUCUCACCUACAGAAUGACCCAAAUGCUAACGGGGCACGGCUGUUUCCGCUCAUUUCUUUUGAGGAUUGGGAAGGUUCCGCAUGGAAACUGUGUCUUCUGUGGUGACCCGAUUGACUCUAAUGUGCACACAUUGCGCUCGUGUCCCGCAUGUAACACCGAAAGAGAGGAAUUAGUUGGGACAGUCGAUCCUGAUCUCGAUCUGAGAACGGUGAUCUGUUCGAUCCUGGAGUCGCGGGAAAAAAAAAAAGAGGACGAAAGAGCCAGACAGGCACGGGUCAUAGUGGAAUCUGAUGACGAGGGCAUAUCGGAGGACGAGGAGGAUGACUAG